Olea europaea var. sylvestris is the source of this 1054-nucleotide messenger RNA. RefSeq names its product prolyl 4-hydroxylase 1-like. NCBI's taxonomy places the organism in Eukaryota, Viridiplantae, Streptophyta, Magnoliopsida, Lamiales, Oleaceae. Gene Ontology annotation, molecular function: iron ion binding; procollagen-proline 4-dioxygenase activity; L-ascorbic acid binding. Gene Ontology annotation, biological process: peptidyl-proline hydroxylation to 4-hydroxy-L-proline. The transcript has 11 exons. Bases 1 to 762 code for a protein of 253 amino acids. Gene Ontology annotation, cellular component: endoplasmic reticulum. The record is from RefSeq and is a predicted model, not a curated record.
AUGACUGCAAUAAUUGGUACUGAAUCUUCCUUGAGAAGAUUAAGUGAAACUCGGAAUGAAGGUGGUCUUCAACUUACUCGAGGUAUUUCUCAUUGGGAGGACAAAGAAGCCUUGAUUUUACGUCUUGGACAUGUCAAACCUGAAAUAAUUAGCUGGUCACCACGCAUUAUUGUAUUUCAUAACUUCUUAAGUACAGAGGAAUGUGAUUAUCUUAUAGCAAUCGCCAAGCCUCGUCUACAGGUUUCUACAGUUGUGGAUACAAAAACUGGAAAGGGUAUCAAGAGUAAAGUUAGAACAAGCUCUGGUAUGUUUCUUAGCAAUGAAGAAAGGAAAUACCCUCUGAUACAGACAAUUGAGAAACGAAUAUCUGUCUAUUCUCAAGUACCUGCAGAAAAUGGGGAGCUUAUACAAGUAUUGAGGUAUGAAAAAAACCAGUUUUACAGCCCCCAUCAUGACUAUUUCUCCGACACGUUUAAUUUGAAGUCGGGUGGUCAACGAGUUGCAACAAUGCUUAUGUAUUUAACUGACAAUGUUGAGGGAGGUGAAACAUUCUUCCCACAGGCUGGAUCCGGCGAGUGUAGCUGUGGUGGGAAAAUGGUUAAAGGUUUGUGUGUGAAGCCAAAUAAAGGAGAUGCUGUGCUUUUCUGGAGCAUGGGGCUUGAUGGACAAUCAGAUCCGAGUAGCAUACAUGGUGGAUGUGAAGUAUUGUCGGGAGAGAAAUGGUCUGCUACUAAAUGGAUGAGACAAAAAACUUUUACCUAAUCGUGCUUCAACUUCUCAAGCUCUCAACUUCAAUAACUGGUCAAGGUAUAAUAAAAAUGGUAAAUUAAUGGUCCAGUGUGUAUCAGUACAAAUUAAAGAAAAGGGACUUUCUUUGCUAGGUGAUAAAAUAUUGAUAGCGGAAUCCUUGUAAUAUCAAUGUAGGUAUAGUAAUGCUGAGAUGGGUCGACAAUAACGGUUUUCAACAUUUUUGUUUUGACAAUUUCUAGUAUUGUUUAAAGAAAAAAUAUGAUAUUGUUUACUAAAUUUUUUUGUAAUAAAUGUUAUUUUGUUC